CUCACGUAAAUAUGCAAUGAAAUCAGGCUAGAAUGCGUAGGUUUCUUGGACAAAUAUUGUAGCGACGAACGGGGCUAUUUGCAGAGUUGACAAUAAGGAGAGGAGAGCCCGUUCCAAUUUCCCUGUUGGUAGAAGACAAUGGAGACAGAAAUUGAGCAGCAGGAAGAAGAAACCACAUUCAGCAACACUGACACUAACGGCAAGCGACCUGCUGAGGACAUGGAUGAGGAGCAAGCCUUCAAGCGCUCUCGUAACACAGACGAGAUGGUGGAAUUGAGAGUGCUACUGCAGAGCAAAAAUGCAGGUGCAGUGAUUGGAAAAGGUGGAAAGAAUAUUAAAGCCCUUCGGACAGAUUACAAUGCCAGUGUAUCAGUCCCAGACAGCAGUGGCCCAGAGCGUAUCCUGAGUGUUAGUGCAGAUAUUGAGACCAUUGGGGAGAUUCUCCUGAAGAUCAUCCCCACUCUUGAGGAGUACCAACACUACAAUGGCAUUGACUUUGACUGUGAGCUACGUCUGCUGAUUCAUCAGAGUUUGGCUGGAGGCAUCAUUGGUGUUAAAGGUGCCAAGAUUAAGGAGCUGAGGGAGAAUACACAGACCACCAUAAAACUUUUCCAGGAGUGCUGCCCACAUUCAACAGACCGUGUGGUUUUGGUGGGAGGUAAACCUCAAAGAGUGGUGGAGUGCAUCAAGGUCAUCCUCGAGUUGACAUCAGAGGCUCCUAUUAAAGGACGUGCCCAGCCCUAUGACCCAAACUUUUAUGAUGAGACAUAUGACUAUGGCGGCUUCACAAUGAUGUUUGAGGAAAGAGGUCGGCGUCCCAUGGGUGGGUUCCCCAUGCGUGGACGUGGGGCAUUUGAACGCAUGCCCCCUGGUCGUGGAGGACGACCCAUGCCUCCCUCCCGGCGGGACUAUGAUGACAUGAGUCCCCGUCGUGGGCCACCCCCACCGCCACCAGGAAGAGGGGGCAGAGGAGGGAGCCGUGCUCGAAAUCUGCCUCUGCCUCCCCCUCCACCACCCAGAGGAGGAGGUGAUAGAUUUUCCCAUCAGAGCUAUCAUAGCAACAUGGAUGACAGACCAAACGACAGAAGGGGAAGGCCUGGAGACCGCUAUGAAAGCAUGGGUGGAGUUGGCUAUGACAACAACUCUUCUUGGGAGCCCUUCCAGUCUGGUGGCAGAGGUUCCUACAGCGACAUUGGUGGUCCUGUUAUCACAACGCAAGUCACCAUACCCAAAGACCUGGCUGGUUCCAUCAUUGGGAAGGGAGGCCAGCGGAUCAAGCAGAUCCGUCACGAGUCCGGAGCCUCCAUCAAAAUUGAUGAGCCUCUGGAGGGCUCAGAGGACCGGAUCAUCACCAUCACAGGAACACAAGAUCAGAUUCAGAACGCCCAGUAUCUGCUACAGAACAGUGUGAAGCAGUACUCUGGUCGGUUCUUCUAGAGGACGGCGAAUGAAGCCAAACUGCCAUACCCAUACUUCAGCUUCUUUUCAGAGUUUACAUUCCUCUGCUGCUUGAGUAGAUGUUCUCCCUUUCACUCUCUCCUAACAUCUUUAGAAAAAAAAACAACCAAACAAACCAAAAAAAAAGUAACAAAAAAGUUUGGGAACGGUAGAAAGGUGUCUCGGAAGCAGCAGAAUGAAGUGGAGCCUUUCCUUCAUUAUGGCCAUGUGGUGUUCUUGUAUGCAUUGAUUUCUUUCUUUUUGGAAGCUGUAACUACUGGGGCUCAUCUGUAAUGUCCACUGUUAGCCUUACCAGAGCUGCAUGCCCAGUCAGUACAGCAUGCAGAAUGUAAUCUUUUUGUAAUCGUCCUCCCCUUUUUGCCAUUUAGUUUUUUCUUUCAAAGGCAAGAUGAUGUCUAAUACUGUAUAUAUUCAGUUAUCAUUUGGUGAAAGUUUUAAUAUCAGUACAAUCUUAUUGUAAUGGUUUGAAAAAUGGUUUGAGGUGGAACAUAGAUUCAUCUCUGAUAUGAAGAUCUCUCCCCCUCCCCUUUUCCUCAGUUUUCUAAGAGACCCUUGGAUGGACUGACUGUUUGUACUCUCACUGAUAUUGGGAUCCAUUUAAUCUUGCUGAUGCUUGUUUUGUACGUCUGUUUGUAAGCAUUUUUAACAUUUUAGAUGGGAUCUUUCUAGACCAGUCAGCUAGAGGGAAACAAAAUCUUACCUGUAAAGAUUUGUGGCAGGUCUGUAUUACCAACUGUGUGUUUAUACCCCCAUGCCCCCACCCUGUGUCUGUAGAAUGUGCUGCAAGUCUGAGUAAUAAAAUCUGUGCCACCUUUUAUUAAAACAAUGUUGCUGGCUUUUUA
Molecule: messenger RNA, 2300 nt
Organism: Electrophorus electricus (electric eel)
Lineage: Eukaryota; Metazoa; Chordata; Actinopteri; Gymnotiformes; Gymnotidae
Gene: hnrpkl
Product: heterogeneous nuclear ribonucleoprotein K, like
Molecular function (GO): RNA binding
Source: RefSeq, a predicted model, not a curated record